This is a messenger RNA of Oryza sativa Japonica Group (Japanese rice), 2030 nucleotides long. RefSeq names its product abscisic acid 8'-hydroxylase 4. Lineage: Eukaryota; Viridiplantae; Streptophyta; Magnoliopsida; Poales; Poaceae. The record is from RefSeq and is a predicted model, not a curated record. Gene Ontology annotation, biological process: brassinosteroid biosynthetic process; multicellular organism development; brassinosteroid homeostasis. Gene Ontology annotation, molecular function: heme binding; monooxygenase activity; iron ion binding.
UGUUGACAAGGGAUUGAGUGAGUGCGUUGUAACGGUGGGCAUGGAGUGGCCUUGUAGCUAGGCUUAUCAUGAUGAUUGAUGAUAUCGGAGUAGAAUUUAUCAUCAAGGCCCAAUUAAGGGGCAGGGCUCGAUCAGCUGUUUGUGUAGUUGGAGCGCGCGGUGGAAGAUGAACAAGCUCAGCAACCUAGCUAGCUAGUCGUAUACCGAUCGAUCGAUCGAUGAAUAUGGAGUCCCUGGCAGCAGGAGCAUGGUGGGUGGUUGUGCUUCUUCUACUCGUCCUUACAAUUGUGGCCUCCUGGUACCGGUCAUGGUGGAAGACGACCGAAGCGGGGGGGCCGCUGCUUCCUCCUCCGGCAGCUGGUGCAGGUCCAUGGUGGGUGUGGGUGUGGCAGUGGCGGGAGACGGCGGCCUUCCUGGCCUCCCAUGGCAGCGGGCGGGGAUUCUACCACUUCGUGCAGGAGCGCUACAAGUUGUACAAGGGGGAGGGGGAGGGGGAGGCAACCUGCUGCUUCCGCACCGCGCUCAUGGGGCGCGUCCACGUGUUCGUGUCCGCCUCCCACCCCGCCGCCUCCCAACUCCUCACCGCCGAACCUCCCCACUUGCCCAAGCGCUACGCCCGCACCGCCGCCGACCUGCUCGGCCCCCACAGCAUCCUCUGCUCCACCUCCCACGCCCACCACCGCCACGCCCGCCGCGCCCUCGCCACCACCCUCUUCGCCACCCCUUCCACCGCCGCUUUCGCCGCCGCCUUCGACCGCCUCGUCAUCCGCCACUGGACUACGCUUCUUCCGCCUCAUAAUCAAAACCAAGUCGUCGUGGUGCUGGACGCCGCUCUCCACAUAAGCUACCGCGCCAUCUGCGAGAUGCUGCUGGGCGCCGGCGGCGGAAAGCUGAGGCCGCUGCAGAGCGACGUGUUCGCCGUCACGCAGGCCAUGCUGGCGCUGCCGCUGCGCUGGCUGCCCGGCACGCGCUUCCGCAGGGGCCUGCACGCCAGGAAGCGCAUCAUGGCGGCGCUCAGGGAGGAGAUGGCGGCCAGAAAUCACCAUCACCAUCACCAUCACCAUCACCACGACUUGCUCAGCGUGCUCAUGCAGAGGCGGCAGCUUGGCCAUCCCGACGCCCUCACUGAGGACCAGAUUCUGGACAACAUGCUCACCCUCAUCAUCGCCGGCCAGGUUACCACGGCCACCGCCAUCACCUGGAUGGUCAAGUAUCUCAGCGACAACCGCCUAAUCCAGGACAAGCUACGGGCAGAAGCAUUUCGGCUGGAGCUUAAGGGUGAUUAUUCUCUUACUAUGCAACACCUAAACGCCAUGGACUAUGCGUACAAGGCAGUGAAAGAGUCGCUGAGGAUGGCCACUAUAGUUUCCUGGUUUCCAAGGGUGGCGCUCAAGGACUGCCAGGUUGCAGGGUUUCACAUAAAGAAGGACUGGAUUGUAAAUAUUGACGCCAGGUCUCUCCACUACGACCCGGAUGUUUUCGACAACCCAACGGUGUUUGAUCCUUCUAGGUUCGACUGUCUGCAGGAAGAGGGAGAGGGAGAUGAUGCGAAGCUUGGGCGUGCACAACCACAGAAGAGGAGGCUGCUGGUAUUUGGAGCAGGCGGGAGGACAUGUCUGGGGAUGAACCACGCCAAGAUCAUGAUGCUUAUCUUCCUACACCGCCUUCUCACCAAUUUCAGAUGGGAGAUGGCAGAUGACGAUCCAAGCCUUGAGAAAUGGGCAAUGUUCCCCAGGUUAAAGAACGGAUGCCCCAUUCUGCUCACACCCAUCCACAAUUCUUGAUAAUGUUCCAGAUUAAUUAGAUUCUUCAUGAUGACUUGUGGACCGUGGCUGCCUAGCUACUUUAUCUGUUUAAUUAGUAAGGUAGUAUUAACAAAAACUGCUGUCAAUUUAUUCGAAACUAGCGGUAUUGUACUGUAACUAAUAGCCUAGAGAUGGAAUUCGGAGGAAGGAUAUUCCUUUGUUAUUUGUAAUAAAUAAAAAAGACCUGCUAUCUGGAGUAGAUGUAUCAAGACUAUUCAUGGUAAA